Messenger RNA from Cladocopium goreaui, 633 nucleotides. Lineage: Eukaryota; Dinophyceae; Suessiales; Symbiodiniaceae. The record is from the annotation of a GenBank genome assembly.
AUGGCGUUGGAAAAAAGGGAGGAGACGAGCACCUUCUUCUCCCGCGACGGUGGGCUGACCUGGGUCGAAGCCCACAAGGGUGCCUUCAUCUACGAGUUCGGUGACCACGGUGGACUCAUAGUGAUGGCCGAUGAUCUGAAGAAGACCGGAGAGGUGAUCUUCACCUGGAACGAAGGCGAAUCUUGGUACGACUUCAAGGUCACCAACACUCCCUUCGAGGUGGAUAACAUCAUCACUGAGCCCAACCUGACCUCUACCACCUUCGUGAUGUUCGGCACUCGCGAGGAUGGAAGUGGUGUGGUGUACUACCUGAAGUUUGAUUCGUUAGAGUUCCCUGCCUGCAAGGGGAGUAGCUUUGCCGACUCCGUGUCUUCAGAUUAUGAGACUUGGACGGCGUCGGAUGGUCGGGGAGAAGGUCUCUGCAUGUUAGGGCAGCAGAUCACCUACACCCGCCGGAAACGGACCUCGCAGUGCUGGAAUGGUGAAGCCUUUGAACGUCCCACCGUGAAGAAGACCUGCGCCUGUACAGAGGCCGACUUCGCCUGCGACGUGGGCUUCGUCCGCCAGGUGGGCUCCACGGAGUGCGUCUUCGGCGGCGCCGAGAUGAUGCCGGAGAGGCCGGCCCUUCGGUGA